GGAAAGUCCAUGAAACUCUUAUCUCCAACAAACCACCAGAACUUUUCCACUGCAGAAGAGAGUGACUCCUGCGUCGCCCAACCCAAACCAUGUGCAGCGGGAAGUGAAUCCGUGUUUCGUGGCCGCACACAGAGGGAGAGUCGUCCCCCACUAGAGAAGCCCAAGGCUUCAGUGGUGCCUACAGCUAAUGGAGUUCAAUCCCACUAUGAACAGCCACUGGCGAAGGAAGUCACCCCUGAAAAGGACACUACAGAACAGUUGAGACCCACGGAGGAGUCUCAGCCUCUAGAGGGACAGGAAGAUUCUGGGCCGUCACAGCUGGCUGGCAAAGAUGAUGCCCCAGGAGCAGAAGAAAAGACAAGCCAUGUGGAGGCUCCACCUUUGAAAGCAAAUGCUGAGUGUGAACCUUUAGGAACAGAAGCUGAGGAUCAGCCUUUGAGGACAGCCAGGGAGAGGGACUCUCCUGGAGCAGGAGAAACUCCUGAAAAUCCACAAACUGCUGGAAUCCUGAAGCUAGAGACAGCAGAGAAUGUUCUAGAAACAGCUGGAGAGCUACAGUCUCAAGCAAUGGAAAAGGAUGAGCAAUCUCAGCUUCCAGAAACAAUUACCAAAGAGAACAACUCUCCAGAAAUAGUAGAAGAAAGUGAGUUACUGGAAACAGUUGAAGACCAGACACUUCCAGAAACAUCGGGAAAAGAUGAGCAGUUGCAAGGUCUAGGAAUUCCCAAAGAGAAUGAGACACCAGCAAUAUCAAAUGGAAGUCACCUUGUGCAAACACCUGUAAUGAAUGAGUCACUCCCUAAACCUCCUGAAGGCUCCAGAAGCAUGGAGAAGAUUCCACCCGAAGGGAUCAUUGGAAUCUUGGAACAUCCAAAGGGAAAUUCAGAGACAGCAGCAAAUGUGGAAAUGGCCAGAGAAAUCCACACAAAUGCAGAGGAAGAGUGUGUUGAAGGUGAGACAGGAGAAAAGGUGGAAACAGAGAUGGAGAAUGAGAAAGCAAGCAGAGGGGCUGAAACAAAAGAGGAGGAAACCGAAGCUGUGGAUCUGUCAGCAGCCCCAUAGAUGGGGUGGUGAAGGAAAGCUGUGCUGUCCUGUUACAAGCUGAGGUUAUGCAUCUCACCUUGCCACAGCUCCAUGUUUUAUAGCAAGACUAUGCUUAGAUAUACACUGCUGGAACCACGAGAAUGAUGUUAGGUUCUUGUCUGUAUUAGUCCAUAAAACUGCUAAGCUGGAGACAGUUUUCUUAGUUACUUAGGAUAAUUAUACACUUAACAGUCAGCGCCAGUAAAAACUGGGACAUUUGAUCGUUGAAGAGUGUAAGAGUGACUCAUUCGUUGUGGCAAUGGAAUAGAAAAAUGAGACCUUGAAAAGAAAGUGUAAACCUUUAGAUCUACAUGGCUAGAGAAAGAAGUGAGUGCACUCUGGGGAACUCACAGUAGUGAAGUCAUAUAGUUGUGAUGAUGAUGGAAUAAAAAUGAAAACCAUCAAAAAUCAUAGGAUAACAUAUUCCUAUGAUUUCUGGCAUGUCAUAGUUAAUAGGAACCUUUUGAGCUUUAAUCUAAUUACUUUCUCUCUAUAAGGCUACCCAAUACUAGAUUCCCAGACAGCAAGGUAUAAUAAAUGCUUUCAUUUUGGUGCUGAUAGAUUAGGCCUCUUUCACCAUGAAAGGCUCCACAUUUUCCAUGUGCCAUUUGAGACAGCUAGUGGUUUUACUUACAUUAGGCAUUUCAAAUGUUAUCCAUUUGACUAACAUUAAAAGAAUUUUAAAUGAAUUGAUUUUGAAUGUAGUACAGAGGCAACAAGUGGCCACAUUAAGUCCUAGAUGUAUUGUCCACACAGAGUCUUCUGAGCCCUAUUCUUUUUUAGAUGACUGCAAUUUAGUGUUAGGUUU
Dipodomys spectabilis (banner-tailed kangaroo rat) is the source of this 1891-nucleotide messenger RNA. It is a transcript of the gene Erich5, whose product is annotated as glutamate rich 5. NCBI's taxonomy places the organism in Eukaryota, Metazoa, Chordata, Mammalia, Rodentia, Heteromyidae. The transcript has 3 exons. The record is from RefSeq and is a predicted model, not a curated record. The annotation marks the transcript as partial.